Messenger RNA from Hemiscyllium ocellatum (epaulette shark), 3230 nucleotides. RefSeq names its product transmembrane protein 186-like. NCBI's taxonomy places the organism in Eukaryota, Metazoa, Chordata, Chondrichthyes, Orectolobiformes, Hemiscylliidae. The coding region runs from base 180 to 971 and encodes 263 amino acids. The record is from RefSeq and is a predicted model, not a curated record. Gene Ontology annotation, cellular component: mitochondrion. The transcript is spliced from 2 exons.
ACUACAAAUCCCGGCAUGCACUGCGUUGGAGGCGUCGCUGAAGAAGUGGGAGAUGAGCGGCAGUUAUGGCGUCGCUGUGGCCGGGUCGGUGACCGUGCCGGCCGGGAGUGUCCGAUCCCGGGUCGGUGACCGUGCCGGCCGGGAGUGUCCGAUCCCGGGUCGCUGUCGGCUGUAAGACGAUGUUGCGGUUUCCCAGGAGCGGUGUUUGUAGGCCGCUGCCGCCGAGCCGGGUUUUGACUUUUAAUACCCUGCUCCGUUAUUGGCAAACAUCUUGCCAGGCAAAAUCUUUGUUACCACUGUGUACAUCAAGUAUCCAGAAAAAGUUUGCUAUUUUUGGUUGGUGUUUUAAGACUUGUGCUGUCCAAUAUCUUCAAGCAACGAAGCUUCAUCUUAAAGCAUAUGAAAGAUGUGUUAUGUCACAAGUACAGAUGCAACACAGGCAAAUGUCUGUAAAUGUCCAGGAACACAGGAUGGAGCCAAAGCCCAAAUGUCCAGAUAAUGAACACUUCACCAUGAUAUAUAGGUUUCAUGGAAUAAGGUUUCUGAGAGCUGUUUCACAGCUAAAAGUACUUCAGACUGGCAUAACUGUCACACUAGUACCCACGUUUUAUUAUUUUUACUUGCAGGAACAAGUGCAAUAUGUUCUCCUUGCUUAUAUCACUGGAUUAUCAGGUUUUGCUGUAGUUAUGCUUUAUUUCAUGAGUUAUUAUUUAAGACGAUUCAUAGGAAUGCUGUAUCUAAAUGACUCUGGAACCACUCUAAAGGUUUCACAUUUGACUUUUUGGGGAAGAAGAAAUGAUUUUUAUGUUGCUGUUCAAGAUGUCAUGCCUCUUGGAGAUACAGGGGACACAGCAAAUGAAAUUAUUCUACAGUUUAAACAAUAUAAUAAAACUGAGGUUUUUUAUUUCACAAUUAAGUUUGGGCAGGUAGUUGAUAAGCAAAAAUUCCUUCAAGUAUUUGGAAGUAAUUAACUAAAUCACUUCACUCAUUAGCAUCCUGAUGAAAUUUGUAACAUUAUGUAGGACAAAUUUAACAUAUGCUUAAAUGUUGAAAUAAACCAAGACAUGGUGAAAGCAGGCACUUGACCCUAAGUAUUUAGAUCCACACUUUCCUGCAAUAUGAAUGUAUGCCCUAUUGUCAUUAUGAUUCGUGUAUUUCCUAAUUCAGUUAUUGGAGCUAACCUUUUUGAGAUACAAGCUUUCUCUCCUUACCCUGGGUGAAAUGGCCUGUUUCCACACUGGAGCGAUUCUGUGAAAAUGUCAUGUCUAUCUCUUGCAGCAGCCCAGCUGUAAGGAUAAAUAUUAGGAGCUGUAAGCAUUUGCAGUCUUGGCCUGCUUUGCCGUUAUUCUAAGGCUGUAGCAGUUGGCAAUUUUCGAUCCAAUUUCCCACUGUUCCUUUCCUCUUCUAGUAGCUUUUUCUGUUUUGAGUUGUGGUGGUGUUUCUUUUUCAAGAUAUGCUCAAUUGCCAGAGGAAGGUCUACAAGUGCCUGGAAGCAAUUGUAUCACCACAAAUACUUAAAUGACCAAAAACAGCAGAAAGCCCUGCAUGCUUACUCAGCCUUUUAUUAUGGAAAGCUCCAAUUCAAUUAUACUAGCAGCCAAAAGCAAUAACCCAAUGACUAAUAUGUAAAUCAUGAAAAAAACCCUAAAUAAUCCUAUUGGGGGCAUUAAUGACCUUUAACAUGGUGACCUGUGAGAGGUUCAGAUACACUGACAGUCUACCUCCUCCACCUGAUGCUAGCAGUCAUUCACUGUGCAUGUCCCUUUUGUCAAGAUGUCUCAUGCACUGCCCAUCAGAAGUGUGCAUGUAAAUCUCAGAUGCUGUUUUGAGCAAUAGAAGGCAGUGUAGUGACUAAAUGAACAUAAAUGUUUAAAAGCCUCGAUGAGAAAUCUUUUGGAGGUGGUUUCGUAUGUUCAUAGUCUGAGAAUUGGGGCCAGACCAUUCAGGAGAAAUGUUAAGAAGUACUUCUACACACACACUGGUUGAUGUUAGAACUCUCUUCCACAAAUGGCAGUGAAUUCUGGAUCAAUUGUUAGUUUUAAAUUUGAGAUAGACGUUUAGGGAUAUGGGGUUAGGCCACCCAUCAGCCAUGAUAUAGUGAAUGGUGGAUUAGGUUUGAGGGGCCUAGUCCUACAUUACCAAUUUUAACCCAAGACCAAAGACAGCCUGGGAAUAUGGAUUAAGUUUCCAGUAUCUUAGAACAGACAAACAGCAGAUUAAUAAAAAUCUAACUUUUUUUUUCUUUGUCCUAUGAUCAAUGAACCCAUGGCCCACUAACAAUGAAUUUCACCCAAAUGUCAGUACUGCUAUUGAACUGUUGUAAGAGUUGGCAAUAUUAUUUUAAUCAUAAUUUGUGGCUAAAACUAGUGGGAUUUUCCAGCCAGGAAAUGUGUAUGUUUAAAUAUGGAAAUCUAUUGUAUGCAGUGUACAACAGCUGCAGGAUGAUUUCAUCCAUUACUGAUUGUCUUACAAUGGUCUAUAAAACCCAAAAUUUAUAAUUAUUAGCAACAAGUAUAAAAGUUCUAAAAGGAAUGAAAACAGUGAUCGUGUUUAAAAGUUAUGUUUUGCAUUAAUAUGUUUUCAAUUGUGCAGAGUUUUAUAUAUUACAAAGUUUGGAGAAAUCCUAUCUCUGAUAUUAAGGUAAUGAAUUAGUCUGUUUGUUUUUAAAAGGCCUAAUUAAAUCAGCCUUAAGUGUUUGAAGCCUGUAAAAGAGAACACAAGCUAGCAUUGAUUGAUAACAUCACCUUUUAAAUGUACAGUGAAAAAAGCAGACCAUUUUUAGUUUAUGGCUUUUGUCAGGUGUACUUUAUUUUAAUUCUCCAAAGAAUGACUUGUAAGAAUUCACUAAACUUAAGGAACUUAAAUUGCUCUAUUGCCAAAUAAUCGGAAAAAAGGACUGACAAGCUCUGCAACAGUCAUGAGGAAUGGGGAAAUUACUGAAGCAGGUGUUGGCCAUAAGAUAUUGUCAAGAAGUGUCUUACAUUAUGGUUUGAACAAAGUAUUGGAAGCCUCAUUAAUCAACUGCAGGUUUUUUGUAGGAUGAUAUGAUUUUGUCAGUAAAACAUCCUUCCCAAAUUAGAAUGAUCAGCAGGUGGUUAACUCUUCACUGUUGAUUUUUAUAUAUAAUUUCUUGUAAGUCAUGACUAAUGUUAAUAUAUACUGUACCAGGUGAAUUAUAUUGUUAACAAGUAUUCUUGUGAAUCUAAUAAAGAUGGUACUGUUUCAUUUGA